AUGUCAGAUACAACACCCGCCACCGAUACCACGACGCCCACCGCCACGUCGGACGCGCCCGAAGUUGCCGCGGCCGUUCCCAUCCCUGAGACGCCAGCACCGAGACGAGAGACGGGCGACAGCGAAGGGGACGAACCCCAGAACCCACUGACGCGAAAGUUCACCGACGCGGAAUGGGCGGCCGUGAAAGAACUCAGGGCACAGCUUCCGGAGAUCUUCACGGAGGCGUAUACGUCGAAGGAGGACAAGCAGGCUCCGAUUACCCUUUGGGGUGUGCAGAUCGACCCCGCAAACCCGAAGGACGCCCGAGUGAGUGUCGUUCUCGUCAAGUUCCUCCGCGCCAGGGACCUCAAGGUUACAGAGGCGCGUAAGAUGCUCACUGACACGCUCAAGUGGCGGGAGGAGUUCAAGCUCGCGGAGGUCUUGACGGAAGAGUUCCCCGAGGACGUGUUCGGAAAGCUGGGCAAGAUUUAUGGCAAGACCAAGGAGGGUCACCCCAUUGUGUAUAACAUCUACGGAGGAGCCGACGUGAACGCCGUCUUCGGCGACGUCGACCGGUUCCUUCGCUGGCGUGUCGCCUUCAUGGAGAAGAGCAUCGAGACGCUCGACUUCGAGAACCUCGAUGCGAUGGUGCAGAUCCACGACUACGAGGGCGUCAGCAUGAUCCUGCAGGCCUCCGCGCUCUUCUCAAACUACUACCCCGAGCUCCUGUCACGCAAGUUCUUCGUAAACGUACCGACGUUCAUGGCGUGGGUCUUCUGGCUGUUCAAGUCGUUUUUCAGCAUGGUUGGGACGGGCCCGAAGACGAUCGGCGCGGAGCUCCUCCCUCUCAUCGAUGCGCAGGAGCUGCCGAAGCGGUAUGGCGGUGAGGCGGCUGGCUGGGAUUAGAGCCUCUGCGACGCGUGGUGCUUCGAAUUUAGUAUGAAUGGUGGAUGUACUGUAGCUUGAUUUAGGCCGGUUAUUUUUGGCAUACCCCUCUUAGUCUCAAUGGAAACGUAGACAUACCCUCGGGAAAGGGUCAACGCCUCUAAGGCCGAACCGAGUUCAUAAACUCCGAACGCGUUCGAUAGUAUGCGCAUAUCAUUGCAUGGACAUAUGCUACGCGCCAACCGAGACAGACAAAAACGAUAUAGACGGAAUAAAUACUACAGAAACAAUACACCUAUGGAUACACGCGAGACAAUGUCUAUGAACGCUCUCCACGGAGCCGCCGCGCGAGCGCGAGGUCCUUGGGCUGAAUAGUGACGCGCUUUGCAUGAAUCGCAGCGAGGUUGGUGUCCUCAAAGAGGGAGACGAGGUACGCCUCUGAUGCUUCUGAAGCGCCAUUACGGCGGAGGACUGGAAGCGGAGAUCAGU
Fomitopsis serialis is the source of this 1356-nucleotide messenger RNA. RefSeq names its product CRAL-TRIO domain-containing protein. Gene Ontology annotation, cellular component: cortical endoplasmic reticulum; cytosol; plasma membrane. Gene Ontology annotation, molecular function: phosphatidylinositol transfer activity. Gene Ontology annotation, biological process: Golgi to plasma membrane protein transport; regulation of exocytosis. The transcript has 10 exons. Bases 1 to 888 code for a protein of 295 amino acids. Lineage: Eukaryota; Fungi; Basidiomycota; Agaricomycetes; Polyporales; Fomitopsidaceae. The record is from RefSeq and is a predicted model, not a curated record.